Molecule: messenger RNA, 9542 nt
Organism: Pristis pectinata (smalltooth sawfish)
Lineage: Eukaryota; Metazoa; Chordata; Chondrichthyes; Rhinopristiformes; Pristidae
Product: myosin light chain kinase, smooth muscle-like
Exons: 32
Coding region: 496-6453 (1985 amino acids)
Biological process (GO): protein phosphorylation
Molecular function (GO): ATP binding; protein binding; protein kinase activity
Source: RefSeq, a predicted model, not a curated record
GUGGAGAGGACGUUUGUUUUCUCUCAAAACCCGUUUGUUUCUGGCAGCGGGCGGAACUACUAACCUGUUGCUCUGCCACAAACGCGGUCGCACCUUGUUCCACUCGAAGUUUUAACCACAGUCGCGGAAACAGUACCGCGGUAGGCAGGGAGUGAAAGUUGCAGCAGGAGUGGGUCGCUGCUGAAACGUUGCAUUCAAGAACAUGUGAGCUCGGGGGUAUCGUGGCGAUUAGCGGCGGCGAAGGUCAGCCGCCUCCCACUCAGCUCUCACUCUCACUGAACUUUUGCUGCGCUCGUCUGAAAUCCCCACACUUUUCGAACCUGCUGGAGUUCCGCAGAGAGGCGACUGACAGUCGACAACUCGCCGGCGCCUUCUUCGCCAAAGGUCAGUGUGCUCAGACAGCGUUAUUGCAUCUCUGGGUAGCCUGCAGAAAGGAAGACGGGCUGACUCCUACCAAGUGGCGUUUUUCAGGAAAGCGAGAUUGCAUAACUAACCAUGGGAGAUGUUAAGAUUGCGCAAACUACCACUUGUAUUUCCAAAACAACUCUAACGUUGGAAAGGCCUCAAGUGGACAGCUACCCACCCGAAGUGCCCGUAUUCACAUUGCCUCCAAGAAAUGUUCGGAUUCCCAUCGGUGGAACAGCCAGAUUUGAUGGAAAGGUCAGGGGGCAUCCAGAACCUCUCAUCACAUGGUAUAAGAAUGGGCAACUUGUCCCAAAGGAUGAUCGGUAUAUUACUGAACAAAGCUCACGUGGAACUUUUAGCUUAGUCAUUAAGGAAGUGCAGAAAGAAGAUGCUGGGAAGUUUACCUGUGAAACUGCCAAUGUCGCUGGGGUUCGACAAGUCUCUGUGGAGUUAACUGUGAAUGAGGAAGCUGGCAGGAAAUACGGAUGGCCUUCCAACAGCUCCAGCAGUCGAUAUUCUGCACCAUCAAUUGAAAACAGACCCAGUAUCUGGGGUGAAAGCCCUCCAAAAUUUGUCACAAAGCCAACACGACUGAUUGUCAAAGAAGGACAGAAUGGCAAAUUCUCCUGUAAGAUAACAGGACGGCCUCAACCUCAAGUAACCUGGCUGAAGAAUGAUGUGAAACUGCAGCAAAGUGAUCAUUUCAACAUGUUUGAGAAGUCUGGGAUGCACUUUUUGGAGAUCUGCGCUGCACAGGCAGAGGAUGCUGGGAGCUAUGUGUGCUUAGUGAUGAAUAAUUCGGGGAAAGCAAUGGCCACUGUUGAUCUCAUAAUUCAAAGUAAAGACUCAACAGAUAAACUUGCGUCAGUCUAUCCAGGAAGCAAAGGAGCUGAAACAGUUGAAAUUCUGGAAACUAAAUGUGCAACCACAAAUGGCAUCCAAGUGCAAAAGAUGGCAAACACAAUCGCUGUUCAACCUACUGAAAGCUUAAACAUGGCAAAAAGCACAACAGCAGCUUUCGAGAAGCAGAACCUUGAGACUAAAGAGAGAAUGGACAAAAAGCAGGAAAACCAGUCUUACCCAGACUUAAAGUCAGAAGAAAAAUAUGACAAGCUACACCAAAAAGCAACAAAUACCAUAACACUUCAGGAGCCACAAGAAGAAAGAAAGAAAUUUUCCAUCGAACAGAAAGCCCAGAGCACUAUGAUAACCCCCAAACAACAGCCAUCCCAAAAUAUUACAAUAGUCUCCAAACAUCAGACAUCCCAAAGCCUUAGAACAACUCCUAAACAACAUAUGUCCCAAAUAAUCACAACACCCAAACAACAGUCAUCCCAAAGUCAUUUAACAAGUUCUAACCAGCCAAUGUCCAAAAGCACUACAACAGUCUCCAAAGAACAGAUGCCCCAAAGCAUCUCAACAGCUCCCAUCCAACAGAAAACUCAAUGGACCAUAACAGGGACCACCCAACAGAAGUCCCAAAGUUUUACAGCAACCCAAGAUCACCAGAAAUCUAAGAGUAGUACAUUGCUGCAGUCGUGCAAGAUAGAGGAGCAGCCAAUCACCAAGACAAAAGAUGUUCCAGGAAGGCAGAUAGAAGAGUAUAAGAAAGUUGCCUCACAGAUGAAUGUAGAGGGUUGCAGAACCAUGCAGCAUUCACAGAGGGGGACUGGGAAACCUUCCCAGCAAGAGGAAAGCAAGAAAAUCACAGAUCAAAAAACAAUAACUGGAGAAUCACCCCCAGACUUCCUUAUUUGUCCUCAAAACCAGACCACUCUAGAGGGUGAAGAAUUGAAGUUCAGAUGCAAAAUUACAGGAAGCCCAAAACCAGAAGUAAAGUGGGCUAAAAAUGGAGUUUUACUUCAAGGAAGACCGGGUGUUAAAAUAUAUGAAGAGGAUAGAGUUCAACAUCUUUGUUUUAACAAUAUCAGUGUGUCAGACAGUGGUUCCUACAGCUGCACAGCAUCAAACAGCAGAGGCCAAGUUUCAAGGUGCUGGACUUUGAGUGUAAAAGGCUCUAAGGCCAAGGAGACGCCACCAGUUUUCACAAGCAAACUGAAAGAAUGCACCGUGAGUGAAGGCCAAGAUUUUGUGCUGGAGUGCUCCGUGGAUGGCAAGCCUCAGCCUCGGAUUACUUGGCUUGUCAAUGAUAAACCCAUCCAGUAUGCGCACAACACAUUUGAAGACGGCAUAGCAAAAUUAUCUGUACAAGAUGCUCUGCCAGAAGAUGAUGCCGUUUAUACGUGUGUAGCAGAGAACAAAUUUGGAAGGGUAUCUUGCUCUGCUAAAGUGACAGUAAAAGAGAGAAAGAUCACCACAAAGGCAGAGAGUGCAAUUCUUGAGGAGUCCAAGAAGACUUUUGCCCCAGUCUUUCUGAAGGAGCUGACUGACCUGCAAGUCAUGGAUGGGAGCCAAGUGAGAAUGUCAGUGGAAGUGACAGCCAAUCCACCCCCUGAAGUUAUCUGGCUUCAUAAUGGGAAAGAAAUUCAGGAAUCAGAAGACUUCCAGUUUGAGAAGAUUGGAAAUGAAUACAAUCUUUUUAUUCAGGAAGUUUUUCCUGAAGAUACUGGAAAAUACACGUGUGAGGUCUGGAAUGAUAUUGGGGAAGUACGGACUCAGGCAAUGCUAACUGUACAAGAGCCUCAGGAUGGGACACAGCCCUGGUUUAUCAGCAAGCCAAAAGCUGUGACUUCAUCUUUAGGUGAACAUGUCCUCAUUUCUUGUGCCAUUGCUGGAGAUCCAUUUCCAACUGUGCAAUGGAUGAAGGAUGGGAAAGAGGUUGUAAUUGAUGAAGGCUGCAAAGUCCUCCAGAAUGAUGAUGUGUUUACACUGUUCAUCAAGAACGUCCAAUUUCACCAUGCAGGUCUAUAUGAAAUACUGCUCAAGAACCAGGUUGGCAAGUGCAGCUGCCAUGUGUCCCUAGUGGUUAAAGAAUGCUCCCUUUCCCGAGAAGACUCCAAGGAAGAUAAGGUACAAUUGAAUGUCAGCGUCUGUGAAGAGGUGGAAGGUUGCGGUGAUGGCAUAGAGGAUUUUGAUAAACCUGAUAGUGCCAAGAAGAGCAUUGCAGAAACUAAGGCAAGCACUAACAACGAGAAAGCAUUCCGUGGAGUACUUCGGAGAAAAGUUGAAACCAAAGAGCAGUCUGCAGAACAACUCAAACAGCAAGAGGCUGAGCAGAAAGACUUCCGCUGUGUCCUGGGAAAAAAAGUUGUCACCAAGAGCUUUUCUGAAGAGGAACUGAAGGAACGGUCAGCAGAACAGAUGAACUUCCGAGACUCUCUGUCCAGACAUGUUAAAACAACUAAUUCAUUUGAAGAAGAAAAGAAAAUUUCAAGCCCCCAACAGGUAGAUUUCCGGGCAGUCUUGGGUAAAAAGAACAUUUCCAAAAUAUCGCCACAAGAAGUGAUCACACCAAAGCAAGCACAGCCAGACUUCAGGAGUGUUCUGGGCUCAAAGAAGAAAGCUUCUACUGAAAAAGGAACAAAUAAUGAUUCUGACAGCAUUCAGUCUGUAAAAGUGGACUUAAAUGAUGGUGGUGAUUGUAAAGAUGGAUGUUCAUUUGUUGACGGUGGGCUAAUUGAGGAGAAAUCUGAAAGCACAGGCAAUGCACCUGUCUUUAAGGAAACAUUAAAGGAUGCUCAGGUAACAGAUGGUGAACGUUUAUUGUUACAAUGCCAAGUAGUGGCCAAACCACCCCCAGUGGUCACCUGGACUAUAAAUGGAAAAGCCAUCAAGUCAUCCAAGUUCAUUACUAUAUCUCAAGAAGGAUCACUUUGUACACUUACAAUUGAGGAGAUUCUGCCUGAAGAUGAAGGCCAGUACAGAUGCAUAGCUGAGAAUUCUGCAGGGAAAAUGGAAUGUACUUGCUCGGUUACUGUGGUUGAUCCAAAUACUCCUAAACCCACUGAGAAAAAGUCAAAGAAGACAAAGUCCAUUCCUAGUCCCACUUCAGAAACAGAUUGUGUUGAAGCCACCAUUAAAAAGAAACCGACUCCCAAAACUCCUCCCAAACCAGCUAUUCCACCACAGAUACUUCAGUGUCCUGGAAGCAUGAAAGUCCGUGCUGGAGAAUCUGCAGAACUGUUUUGUAAGCUUGCUGGAACACCACCACUCAGCUACACAUGGCUAAAAUUUAGAAAACAGAUUAAAGAAAGUGAUCACGUAAAAAUAGAAAAUACCGACAGUAGCAGUAAACUAAUCAUCUCUUCAACCAAGCAUGAUGACUGUGGCUGUUACAAUUUACUGGCAGAAAAUAAGAUAGGAAGCAAACAAGUUCAAGUUAACCUCACAAUUGUAGAUAGACCAGAACCACCUGCUGGAAAACCAUGCUCUUCCGAUAUCCGCAGCUCUACUCUGACACUGUCAUGGUAUGGCCCCACGUAUGAUGGUGGCAGUAUCGUUCAGUCCUAUGAUGUGGAAACUUGGAAUUCAGAAGAGAAGCAAUGGACACAUCUGACCACCUGUCGCAGCACAUCCUGCAGUGUGCGUGAUCUAAGUCCUGAUAAAGAGUACAAAUUCCGAGUCCGAGCUGUUAACGUUUACGGCACUAGUGAGCCAAGUCAGGAAUCCGAUUUGGUCAAAGUGGGAGUAACAGAAGAACACAAAGAUGAAGUUGAUCUUUCAGAUGAUGAUGAGAAAGAAGGUGAACCGGAUUAUCGGGAUGUAACAAUCAAGACAAAUGAGAAGGUUGCAGAAUAUUAUGACAUACUGGAAAAAAUAGGAACGGGAAAAUUUGGACAAGUUUUCAAACUUGUUGAAAAGAAAACUAAAAAAGUUUGGGCAGGGAAGUUUUUCAAAGCUUUUUCUGCGAAGGAUAAAGAAAACGUGAGACAGGAGAUCAGUAUUAUGAAUUGCCUACACCAUCCAAAGCUUGUUCAAUGUGUUGAUGCUUUUGAAUCGAGGUCGGACAUCGUUAUGGUUCUGGAACUAGUUUCAGGAGGGGAGCUUUUUGAAAGAAUAAUCGAUGAGGAUUUCGAGCUGACUGAGAGGGAAUGCAUCAAAUACAUGCUACAAAUUAACGAAGGGGUGCAGUAUAUCCACAAGCAGGAAAUUGUGCAUCUGGAUUUAAAGCCAGAAAACAUCAUGUGCGUCAACAAAACAGGAGCAAGGAUUAAGCUCAUUGAUUUUGGACUUGCUCGAAGAUUAGAAAGUACAUCCUCUCUCAAAGUCCUAUUUGGAACUCCUGAAUUUGUGGCUCCGGAAGUUAUCAAUUAUGAGCCAAUUGGGUAUGCAACAGACAUGUGGAGCAUAGGAGUUAUCUGCUAUAUCUUGGUCAGUGGACUUUCUCCUUUCAUGGGAGAUAAUGAUAAUGAAACCCUGGCCAAUGUAACUUCAGCUACCUGGGAUUUUGAUGAUGAAGCUUUUGAUGAAAUUUCAGAUGAUGCCAAAGACUUCAUUCGUGGGCUACUGAAAAAAGACAUGAAACAGCGCUUGAACUGUAAUCAAUGUCUUGAGCACAAGUGGCUGAAAAAAGAUGUUAAAAACAUGGCGGUGAAGAAACUUUCAAAGGAAAGAAUGAAGAAGUACAUGGCCAGGAGGAAAUGGCAGAAAACGGGCCAUGCAGUCAGAGCAAUUGGCCGACUGUCCUCGAUGGCAAUGCUUGCUGGUCUAAGUGGAAAGAAAACUUCACUGGGAACUUCACCCACCAGUCCUCUGGCUCCUGUUGAAAAGCAAGAAGCUGAAGCUGAUAAUGCAAACGUGCUUCUUGAAGCAGUUUCUGAAGAAAGGCAAAACUUCAAGCCAUAUUUCUCCAAGACCUUUCAAGAUGUCGAAGUUAUAGAAAGCAGUGCAGCUCGAUUUGACUGCAAGAUCGAGGGUUAUCCUGAUCCAGAAGUUAUCUGGUUUAAGGACGAACAACCCAUCAAAGAAUCUCGUCACUACCAGAUUGAAUAUGAUGAAGAUGGAAACUGCUCUUUGCUUGUUUCUGAUGUAUCUGCACGUGAUGAUGGCAAAUAUACUUGCAAGGCCAUCAACAGCUUAGGAGAGGCAACCUGGACAGCUGAACUCAUUGUGGAAAUGAUGGAGGAAGACAAGAUGAGUAACACUUAAUCAAAGUAAAAGUGUUGCUUGUAGGGAUGCGCUUGUUGUCUGAUGUUAGAUGCUACACUGUUAAAAACAAUGUAAAGGAGCGUAAGGGUUUGAUUAUGCAAAGCUCUUCCUUAAUUCCGAAGGCAUGGAAGUUGUUUAUGGAUAUAUUUAUAUAUGCACUCUAUACCUAAGAAAUUGUGGGAGACUAUUGCAAUCAUACCCAGAAACAUAAGAUUAGAACCCACGUGCUCACCUAAUGACCGAUAUAUCCCAAUUUGAAUACCACAGCAAACAUAUUAUAUACUCGUGGUUCCGUUUCACCCACAUUUACCAAAUACCAGCAAUAAUCACUUGUGUUUUCAGAGGAAUUUAUAAAUUCCUUGAACCUGGUUUCUAAAAUUUGCCAACUUAAUCUUUUGGCGCUUCGACUCAGUUCUUUGUGCAUCCCUAGCUGCAUGUACAGAUGUUAUGAGAAGCCAUUUGGUGACUCCUAGUUAAUGAAUUUCAUCCACCUUCUUGAUUUGCAGAUGUAUGAAACUCUCUGUGAUCUUAAGAUAUUUUAAACACAAUUUUGUUUACAUUACACUGCACCUUUCACACAUUUUUAAAGUUUUCACAUUGCUUUUUAUGUGUCACUUUGGUUUAUGGUUUUUGACAAUAAUUCAGUUCAUGCUUUUACUGGUUUUAUGGCACAGAUCUCAGAAGCGAGUUGAAUACCAGGAUUUCUGUUCACCAAGUAUCCAUUCAUUUCUGUUACUACAAAACACAAAAAUACAGCCCUAGAUUAUUACAUUAUAAAAGACAAAGGAUGCAAUCUUCACAGGAAAGUGACUUCGGUUGCUAAACCCUGCUGUUUGAAAAUUCAGCAGAAAAUUAUUCUAAAUAUUGGUGUACUACUUGACAAAGCAUAUUUUGAAUGUGAAACUAGAAGACCUCAACAUCAACUUGAUUCUUAUAAACUUAAUAUAAAGAUAAUGCCAUAAGACAUCACAAACUAUUAUUUCAAAGUACUCAAUAAUUACAAACAAAUUCUGCUUGAGAGAAUAAAAUGACAUAACUCAUUUUCAAAUGAAUCUAGGUCCACAGUAAAAAUGAAUGUUACCUGAUGAAGUUUUUGUUGGUACAUUAAAAAGGAGCUGCUCUCAAGCUAAAAUGCCCUAACUCUCUUUGGGUUUCACCCAUGGCGUGGAGCCUGUCUGGUAAUUAGCACAGAUUAGUAAACCCAGCCCUGACUUUGCCUAUCUCCCAUCUGGUUUGAUAAUUCAGUGACAAUUGGAUCUCAUUUCAAUUUUUUCCCAUUUUUAUACCUUCUCUAUUAUUUAGUGUUAAAAGUUUUUAUGAAUUUUACAAUUUAGUUCUUCUCUUGCCGGUGUUUUCCUGCACCGUUUUAGGUUCUGCUGAAUUUUAGCUUGGACCAGCCAAACUGGGAAGGUAUUCCUUUGCAUAUUUGCAUAUUCCAAAUAUAACAAAUUCUAUUGGGAAAAUUGAGAUUUAAAGGGAGAUUUCAAAAAGUGAAGCAGUAGAUAUUGCUGAGGUAUUUUCACCCGGCACUGACUCCAGGACCCUCCCUGCACUUACCUGGAUUUUUCAGAGGGAGGUCUCAUUAUGUUUUCUCUUGUGUUCAAGAACACCUGGCCCAUUGCUUGUUAUAAGUUAACAUGUCAGCAACAUUUGCAACAGAAGUAGCUCUUUUUAACUUGUAAGGGAGUUAUUUAAUUGAAUGCCAAAUGAUAAUUUAGAGAUCUAUAACUUCAAUUAAAAUAAAGUAAGAACACAAAAUAUAAUGUGAAUCAUUGUUAGCCACUGUUUCUGCAAAUAGCCUCAUCAAAAACAGUUAGCUUUCAGCUAUUGAUUUUGGACAUCCUUGCACUAAUGCUUUUCAUUGCAUUCAAUAAUGCACAACACGUGACCUGAGCACCUGAGCACAAACAUGAGCAACUAGUUGCUGGCCAGUUCAUGAAGGGAAGAAGUGGGAACUCUUUGAGAUUAAGAUGGCUGCAUGAUAUACCACCUAAUCCUCCAGAAGCCUACAGAUUUCUGAGUAAUUGGAAGAUCUUUGAAUGGUAAAAUUGGUUGAUAAUCUAAUAUUGUAUUUAUUUUCUACUUCACUGGAGAUGCACAGACACAGCAGGAGUCUGGCUUUUUAAGCAAUGCAGAGCAUUUGGUACCUUACUCACAUUACUAGUCUUUAGCUCUGAAUUCAAAAAGCGAGCUACUUGCUCUCAUAUUUUUGAAGAAUCUUAACGUGUUUGUGAUAAACAAGAUAUAUUUUAUACAUUUUACCAUGGUUCUACUAUUUUAUUUUAAUUCAAAUCUUUAUGACCAUAUUCACAAAGGAGUUAGAUGUAGUGUUCUUAGUGAUCUAAGAGAUCAAGGGAUAUGGAGAUAAGGUGGGAACAAGGUACUCAAUUUGGAUGAUCAGCUAUGAUCAUAUUGAAUGGUGAAGCAGGGCCAAAUAGCUUACACCUGCUUAUAAUUUCUAGGUUUCUGUAAGCAAAAGCAUGCACUUUACAAUGCGAGACAAAGGUGGAUAUAACAUAUAGAAAUAUUCUAUGAUCCACAAUCAACUCAACUAUAUACAAUUGCAGGACCAGGCUCUCUGCUUCAUCCGAUUUUUAAAAUAAAUAUUUUGGUUUGAUUAAGAAUUAGCCAUAUUGCAGCAGACCUGAUGCACCCUGAUUUAAAAAUACUGCAAUGUAGUCUGGCAUUAUCUUAAAUAUUACAAAUCAAAAAUUAGGUAUUCGUAAUUGUAAGUUGGCAGGCCUUUGUUUUAGAUUUGGCUGUAGUUUGCGGUAAUUCAGAACAUUUCCCCAAACCUUUCACAAACGUGUACCAGGCUUUAAAAUUGAACAACUGACCAAUUGAAUCGAACACUUAGUCUUCAUUUGCUGUCAUAUGAUUUAAUAAAUACAAUUAUGGAUUUAAAGAUGUAUGUGCUAUUUUAUCACCAUAAAGUUAAUUCAGUUAAAUGCAAAAACAAAUCAUUUUAACCAUAAACUAAAAUUGAAACAUACCUUGAAUUUGAUAAAAUACAUUUUACAUAAUAACCAAUGAUGUCGGUAUAGACAAUGUUAUAAUGUUUACGAUGCUAACAGCUACCAAAUGUUUGU